ACAAUAUACUGCAUAUUAUGUGCCUCACUGCAGUGUGAGAGGAUAUCAUACAUAUGUAUUAAAGCAGUAAACUGACUUAUUAUUGUGUUGUUGUAGUUGAUAUCUUUUGUAUUGUGGUGUUUUGAAAUGUGUAGGCCCUCAGACGAAACGGUUCCUGGUGUUGCAACAUUUGAAGUGACCUGCUCACAUCCUGCUCAGCCCGCUUAGCAGUUGAACAUGGUCGCCUCAGCGCAGGGUCACAGAUAGAAGCAGUGGAACAGAGGAGUAGUCGUUUCUUCCAAGGUCUCCAUUGAGAGAGUCAUAGCAAAGCUUCUUUCGGGUAUUUCCAGUGCAGCCAAGAACCUGGAGACAAAAUGGCCGACAAUGUAAAUGCCUUGCCCUUCUUUUACGGCAACAUCACCCGGGAGGACGCGGAGGACUACCUGCGACAGGGGGGCAUGGGCGACGGCAUGUACCUGCUACGGCAGAGCCGGAGCUACUUAGGGGGCUACGCCCUGUCAGUGGCCUACAGACGGGAGUGUUACCACUAUACCAUAGAGAGGGAGCUCAACGAGACGUACGCCAUCGUUGGGGGGAAGAGCCACCGAACCCCCGUGGAUGUGAUUGACUACCACUCCCAGAAAUGCGAAGGGCUGGUGUGUCUGCUGAAGAUGCCCUACAACAGGCCCAAGGGCAUGCAGCCCAAGGUGGGGCCUUUUGAGGACCUCAAGGAGAAGCUGAUCAGAGAGUACGUGAAAAAGACCUGGAACCUGCAGGGUGCGGCCCUGGAGCAGGCCAUCAUUAGCCAGAGACCUCAGCUGGAGAAGCUGGUCGCCACCACCGCCCAUGAGAAGAUGCCCUGGUUCCAUCACACCAUCACACGUGAGGACUCUGAAUCACGGCUCCAGAUGGGCUCUCGCACCAAUGGCAAAUUUCUGAUCAGACAGCGGGACCUGAAUGGUUCCUACGCCCUGUGUCUCCUACAUGGGUCACAAGUCAUGCAUUAUCGCAUCGAUAAGGACAAGGCUGGCAAGCUCUCCAUUCCUGAUGGGAAGAAGUUUGACACACUGUGGCAGCUGGUGGAGCAUUACUCCUACAAGCCAGACGGGCUGCUCCGCGUACUGACUGACGCCUGUCCGCGACCUGAGGGAGAUCACUUUGGUGGUAUUGGACGAGCAGGCUAUAAUAAUCUAUUGGAGGCGGCAGGUGGAAUGCUCACCAGAAUCAAAUCCUACUCCAUACCCAUACCUGGUCGAAAAAAGGGCAGGGGUGCCUCUCACAGCAAAACCACAGAUAAUCUCAACCCUUAUGACACCAGGGCUCCAAAUAAUAUGGUCAGCAAAGAGUCCAUGCCAAUGGACACAGAGGUGUACGAGAGUCCUUACGCUGACCCAGACGAGCUGAGGACCUCCACUGUGGACCGCAAACAGCUCUUCCUGGAAGAUGGAGAGUUGGGCUCUGGGAACUUUGGGACUGUCAUGAAGGGCAUCUACAAAAUGAGGAAGACAGAGAAGCCGGUGGCAGUGAAGAUCCUGAAGAAUGACGACAACAACCCAGCAGUGAAGGAGGAGAUGCUGCGGGAAGCCAACGUCAUGCAGCAGCUGGACAACCCCUACAUCGUCCGCAUGAUCGGCAUUUGCGAGGCCGAGAGCCUCAUGCUGGUCAUGGAGCUGGCCGAACUGGGGCCGCUCCACAAGUACCUCCAGAGGCACAAACAGAUCUCCAUUAAGAACAUCACAGAGCUGGUGCACCAGGUUUCUAUGGGCAUGAAGUACCUGGAGGAGCACAACUUUGUGCACAGGGACCUUGCGGCCAGGAACGUGCUCCUGGUCACCCAGCACUAUGCCAAGAUCAGCGACUUUGGUCUGUCCAAGGCUCUCACAGAGGAGGAGAACUACUAUAAGGCAAAAGGCCAUGGGAAGUGGCCAGUGAAAUGGUACGCCCCAGAGUGUAUGAACUAUUUCAAGUUCUCCUGUAAGAGUGACGUGUGGAGCUUUGGGGUCCUGAUGUGGGAGGCGUACACGCUAGGGAUGAAACCAUACAAGGGCAUGAAAGGAAAUGAGGUGAUCCAGAUGAUCGAGAAUGGUGAGCGUAUGGACAUCCCCCCCAACUGUCCCGCGGAGAUGUAUGACCUCAUGAAGAAGUGCUGGACAUACAAUGCGGAUGAAAGGCCUGGAUUUGCGGUUGUUGAGCCCAGACUGAGGGAUUACUACUAUGACAUAUCGUCACAAUGAUCGGUCACCUCAAUCAGCAACCACUGAAGUGUAAAGAGCAUUGGACUCUGGACCUCAGGAGAUACUGCUACUGUGGGGUGCUAGUGUUUUGCUCUUGGCACCGGUGGCUUCUUGGGAGUUCCUCUCAUUAAAAAGUGUUAUUAAAACCGAGAAACCUGAUUAGUAUAGAUUUAAAGAUGGAACAUAUUGUAAAUUGAUUACAAAUAUCAGUUUUAAACAAUGGUGGAAAAUGAAGAAAAAUAUAUUUAAAACCACUUGAUUGAAACACACAAUAUUUUAGUCAUUUAGCAGAUGUUCGUAUCCAGAGCGACUUACAGUUGGUGCGUUCAUCUUGAGAUAGCUAGGUGGACAACCACACAUCGCAGUCAUAGUAAAUUCAUUUUUCCUCAAUAAAGUAGCUAUCAGCAAAGUCAGAGCUUGUAAGGGGGAAUAAGCUAUUGUGGGGGGUGGGAGGAGGGAUGUUGUGGGAUUAUUUAAGGUACUCUUUGAAGAGGUAGGGUUUUUGGGAAGUUGGGCAGGGACUCUUGCUGUCCUAGCUUCAGGGGAAGCUGGUUCCACAAUUUGGGUGCCAGGACAUAAAAGAGCUUUGAAGAUGUUUUUGUUCUGUUUAAUUGACUGGAAUUCUUUUUUUCUUCUCAAUCAAUAUUAAAUUUACAAUAAAACAAGGGGCCAGGUGAUUUUAUUUAUUUUAUCAUUACUUUUUUACUUCUCUUUAUUGACAUUUUAAAAUAUUUUUUAUUUCAUGAUUCUUCUGGAGUUAUGUAUCAAAAUGCUUCCACAUUAUCCUCAGGAUGUUAUGUUCUGUUUUCCUCAUACCUGGCACAUACUGUAUAAUCCAACGGGCGAAGAUAUAUCUGAUGUAAAUGAUUACAUUCUGGUUAAAUACAUUCACUGAUGAGAAUUGUAAUUAGUGCAACAACAAAAAAAAUGAAUCAAUACAAUUAUUUUAGACUGUCUCACUGUCUUUGAAUUGAUUUGACAAGAAAUAGAACCGAGGGAGAACAUUAAACAUCACCGACUGAACAAAAUAAAAAAGCACUGCUCUAUUAAUAUCAA
This is a messenger RNA of Oncorhynchus tshawytscha (Chinook salmon), 3269 nucleotides long. RefSeq names its product spleen tyrosine kinase (gene syk). Gene Ontology annotation, cellular component: extrinsic component of cytoplasmic side of plasma membrane; cytoplasm. Gene Ontology annotation, biological process: innate immune response; positive regulation of B cell differentiation; B cell receptor signaling pathway. Gene Ontology annotation, molecular function: ATP binding; non-membrane spanning protein tyrosine kinase activity; signaling receptor binding. The record is from RefSeq and is a predicted model, not a curated record. Lineage: Eukaryota; Metazoa; Chordata; Actinopteri; Salmoniformes; Salmonidae. The transcript has 14 exons. The coding region runs from base 354 to 2213 and encodes 619 amino acids.